GCACAAACACACCGGAAGUAACAGUUAGCCAUCGUAGCAUUUGUUUUCACUUCGUCAACAGAAGUAGUUGAAGUCCAGACAAUAUUUACAAUAUAAACCACACAAACGCUCAUUCGUAAGUGUUAGCACGAUAAGACUCCUCGUGUUGUCAGGUUUCUUGAGAAGGUAAAGGAAACACAAGUAAUAACACAUCCAACAAUGGACAAUCUCGAAACACCAUACGAAGAGGAAGCUGCAUUUAUUGAAUGCACGGUCUGUGAUAAAUCCAUUCGGGGUGAUACCUUGUUCAAGAUACACCUGACUACACCAGGACAUAUAAAGAAAGAGGAUGCUCUUGUUGCUUCGGGGCUUGCUGUCAGACGUAAAUACGUACCAGUAUUUGAGGACAUAUUGCAAUAUCUGGAUUACAUAAAGCUUCAUGAGCCCAUCAUUGGUUUGGACUAUUUGGACACACUGCCCUGGGAUGAAUUACAAGUAUGCCCCAGAUACUCAUGUAGGUUAUGUAAACAUCAGAAUUCAAGCCUACUGGAAAUGGUCCAUCAUGUGAUUGGACGUAAACACAGGCAGAGAUAUAUGGAAUUGAAACGUCCAGACUUGGCGACCUGGAAUAAACAAUCAAUAAUGACCCACGGAGGAAAGAUCAUACGAGCCAGAGCGGAGAUCAUCGAGAGACAGGAUGGACGAGGAACUCCAAAGCCUUUGGGGAUAGAGGGCAAAUCAAACAUCUCAAGAGGUCCCCCAAGGCAAGAGCAAAAUAGGGGCCGAAACAUCUCACACACCCCACGAGAUGUGCCGUCACACCUACCAAAACUGAAGGACUUUCAGGAUGAGUACUCUCACCCAGAGAGGUGUCCCCCAGGUUACCCAAAUACACCCCCAUUCCAUCCAGAAGACCCUUACAUAUUGAACAGAGACAGACCGAUAUACCAGGAGGAAGACUCUCUCCGCCAUGACCGCAUGGAAGACGAGCUGUGGAGGGCAGAUUACAGGCAAAGUGAUAUGCACAGACGAGAGUACAUGGAGCCCGAGUACAAAGAGGAAUUUGUGGAAGAUCGACAAAGAAGAGCCGAGUCUGAGUCUGGUGGUGUUCCCAUGUAUGAUUCAUGGGAGCAAGCGCCCUAUGGCCAGGCUGAGCAUUACCCAGAAGAGGCUCCUCCUUACAGAAGGCCUCACCCUGAAAGAGAUUCACUGAAAGAGUUCUACACUGAGGAAGUUAGGAGUAGGCAAGUCCGCCCUGCCGAGUACCCGCCCUCGCAGCCGGUGUACCCAGAAGGUGAUGAGCACCGGUGGUCUCUGGAGAGGGACUCUGGUAGACAUAACGGCGUGAUUAGAGCAGGCUGGCAGGGAUCGAGGGAACCAGAGGCCAAGAGGUGGAGCCGUCCCACACCUAUGGAGAGUGACCGGUCACAUGACCAUUUGUUUAAUACGAUCAUGGAUUAUUGUCAUGAAAUGGGAGAAGAGGACGCUGGUGCCAACCCCGGGACGAGCAGAACAGGACCGCCCACCUCCCAGAGGAGAGUGGAAGUUACCAGAGCCUUGUCUGAAAUCCCAGAGCCAUUCCGCCGUUUCCUGACAGGGGCUGCUAAUGAUGAGGGACAUAGCAAAAGAAAAAGAAAGAGUCGCUUCUCUGAUGCCACUGCAGAGGAGGUGGAAACGACAAAGGAGAUGUUCAGUGAUGAGUAUGGACCUCCAAAUCGAAAGUUUGGCGGUCAUCCCAGACAAGCUAGACCUGAAAUCCAUGGACCACGUCAUCCCGACAGCAACAUGGAAUCACAGAGCUUUCAUCAUUCUGAGAGCUACCAAAGAGGAGGCUCGGAGUCAAGCCGUGUCUUUGAUAUGCUGGAAAACAUUGAAAUAAAAAAUGCAGAAGAGGCUGACUUCCUGAAGAACAAACUCUGCAAUCUCCUGAAAGAAUUUAAGACCAAGAAAUCUGCAAAAGCUGUGCAAAAUAGCCAAGGUCGAGCAGCUGCCUACAACAGCUUAGACCCGGACCCAGAGCUGUCUCCAAGACACCAGUAUGACACAACCCUCAGAGAAGAUUCAGACCUGAGACGACCAGAAGACCUCUACUUUAAAGAAGAUCACAGAGGAAGAGAGUGGCAGCAGCAUGAGCAUUUCCCCGACAAGCAGCUCCAAGAAUACCACCAUCCUGUACACGGGGAACCCAGACAGUCAAACAGAAGCCGUUAUGAAGAGGUUUUUGGAUUGCCCGGGAAGUCCCGAAAUUCACAUGCUCCCCAUCCAGAAGAGCAAGCACGUUAUCCCCAAAUGUUUCAAGAACCCAUGCACCCUCAUGACUACUCGCCUGCACCUCUGCUCCACAUGGAACGAGGACCCAGGGUGGACAGGGGCCCUCGCUACUCCAACAACUUGGACAAAAUCACCUCUACCCUCCUGGAACUUGUGGCAAGGAAAUAAUGUCCAUAGAAGUUAUGUAAAUAAAACAUCCAUACGAUUAACGGGAUACUUUGGUUUAAAAGUGUGAUGUAAAUUUCUUUCUUCGUAUUCGUUUUUUAUUUAUUAGGGUAAUUUGUGUAAUUUGUGAAAACAUUAAAAACAUUUGUCUACUGCA
Cottoperca gobio is the source of this 2572-nucleotide messenger RNA. RefSeq lists its product as uncharacterized. The coding region runs from base 199 to 2418 and encodes 739 amino acids. Lineage: Eukaryota; Metazoa; Chordata; Actinopteri; Perciformes; Bovichtidae. The record is from RefSeq and is a predicted model, not a curated record. The transcript is spliced from 13 exons.